Botrytis byssoidea is the source of this 948-nucleotide messenger RNA. RefSeq lists its product as uncharacterized. The record is from RefSeq and is a predicted model, not a curated record. Bases 1 to 948 code for a protein of 315 amino acids. The transcript is spliced from 2 exons. Lineage: Eukaryota; Fungi; Ascomycota; Leotiomycetes; Helotiales; Sclerotiniaceae.
AUGGCGCUCCUCAUUACCCCCUCUUCUGCGAUGGCAACAAUCACUGUGACUAAGACCCUAUAUGACAUCGUUUCAUUAACUACGUUAAGCACCAUCAUCAGCCAUAGUCUCACUGCAGAUAUCGCUGAUACUACACGAACCAUUUCCAUCAACGGCACAACAUCCACAUUUUCACCUUUUGCCUCUCUCACAAACAACUUAUCAAAUAUAACCACAUCAACAACCACAAAAACAGACCAUGCAUCGAAUCCUUGGUGUAUGACUUUGUUAACUGUGCCAGUAGUAUUACUUUUGGGUAUUAUCUGGGGCACGAUUCUCCACGUCUUCUCGGAAAAUGAAAGUCGAUGGAUUUAUUUCCUACGCUACGGCAUAAAUGCCGAUAUCAGAGCUGAGGAAGACAAGGCAUCCAAGGAAAGAAAACUAAGAGAAGCGGAGUUGAAAGAACAGUUUGAAGAACAGUUGAGGAGAUUAGAUGAAGAGCAAGCUGUAAACCGGAAAAAACUAGAUGAAGAGAAUGGUGCGUGGGACAAAAGAUACAAUGAUAUCAUUCAGAAAUCUGUCGAUUUCUCCCGCAUCGUUCGUUUUAAAUCCAGAGCUUUGAACUUUUCUUUGGAAAGGGAUGAGUUACACAUGAGCGAUGAUUAUGCUCGGUUCGAAGCUACAGACGGACAGAAAAAACUUACGGAUUUAGAGAUACUCAAGAUAUUGAUUCUCGAACAUGAAGAAAAGUAUGUCAGAGAAAUAGAAUGGUCGUUGAAGCAUCCAGUGGAGUUUCGAAGGCUUCAAAAAGAAUCAGGUUAUCUUAUUGAUCACACGUUCAAGGUAGAAAAACGGAUGCGAGUGGAAAGGAAUGACCCUGUAGCUGAUGAACGGGACAGGGUAGAGAUGUGUGAGAAGUUUGGAUGGGACCCAACCGAUCCCUUCUACAAACUACCCUAUACCCAAUAG